This is a messenger RNA of Protobothrops mucrosquamatus (brown spotted pit viper), 9752 nucleotides long. It is a transcript of the gene FAT1, whose product is annotated as FAT atypical cadherin 1. Gene Ontology annotation, cellular component: plasma membrane. Gene Ontology annotation, biological process: homophilic cell-cell adhesion. Bases 1 to 9519 code for a protein of 3172 amino acids. Lineage: Eukaryota; Metazoa; Chordata; Lepidosauria; Squamata; Viperidae. The record is from RefSeq and is a predicted model, not a curated record. The transcript has 22 exons. Gene Ontology annotation, molecular function: calcium ion binding.
AUGCACAGAAUCUUGAAAACUUCUAAAGUAGUGGAUGGAGAAUUUUUUGCAACAGUGUACAUUAACGUAAUAGAUACAAAUGAUCACAGACCAGAAUUUUCUCUGUUAGAAUACCAAGUCGUUAUAGCAGAAGACAUUUUGCCAGAGACAGAAAUUUUGCAAGUCAGUGCCUCAGACAGAGAUGAGAAGAAUAAGCUAACUUAUACUAUGCAAAGCAGCAUGGAUCCUACCAGCCUUAGGAAAUUUCGCCUUGAUCCUGUAACUGGCUCACUUUAUACUGUUGAAAAGUUGGAUCAUGAAGUCAUCCAUCAACAUGUUCUCACAAUCAUGGUACGAGAUCAAGAUGUUCCUGUCAAGCGCAACUUUGCUAGAAUCAUCAUUAAUGUUAGUGACACGAAUGAUCAUGCUCCAUAUUUCACCAGUGCUUCUUAUGAAGGCCAAGUAUACGAGUCAGCAGCUGUGGGAUCCAUGGUGGUUCAAGUUACAGCAUUAGAUAAGGAUAAAGGGGAAAAUGCAGAAAUCAUAUACUCUAUAGAAUCAGGAAAUAUUAGGAAUGCUUUCAAUAUUGAUCCAGUCUUGGGUAGUAUUAUUACUGCAAAAGAAUUGGAUCUCAGGAUCCAGGAUGAGUACACUUUGAUGGUGAAAGCAACAGAUAAAGGGAUCCCCCCAAUGAAUGAAGUCACAGCUGUGCACAUUUCAGUCACAAUCUCUGACAAUGCAUUGCCCAAGUUUUCCUUCCAAGAAUAUUCUGCAGAAAUCAGUGAAAACAGUAGCAUUGGCAGCUUCAUCAUCAUGGUUAUUGCAUAUAGCCAGUCAUCUGUAAUCUAUGAAAUAAAAGAGGGUAACAUAGAUGAUGCCUUUACUAUCAACUCACAUUCUGGUGUUAUCGCCUCUCAGAAGAUUCUUGAUUUUGAAACCUUGCCUUUUUAUAGUCUUAUUGUUCAGGGAACCAAUAUGGCUGGCCAGUCCACUAACACCUCUGUACUGGUGCAUCUUCGAGAUGAGAAUGAUAAUGCGCCAACGUUUUUGCAAUCAGAAUACACAGGACUCAUCAGUGAAUCUGCUUCGAUUAACAGUGUGGUUCUAACAGAGAGGAAUAUGCCAUUAGUGAUUCGAGCUACAGAUGCUGACAAAGAAUCAAAUGCGUUACUUGUCUAUCAGAUUGUUGAGCCAUCUGCCCACAAAUAUUUUGCCAUUGAUUCUAGUACAGGAGCCAUUCGUACAGUAAUGACCUUGGAUUAUGAAGAAACCAAUAUUUUUCACUUCUCUGUACAGGUAUAUGAUAUGGGAAUACCACGCUUAUCUGCAGAACAUGCAGCUAAUGUUACCAUUUCCGUAAUUGACAUCAAUGAUUGUCCUCCAGUGUUCUCUAAAGAUCUGUAUGAAGCAACUCUUCUAGUGCCAACAUAUAAAGGAGUAAAAGUUGUUACAGUAAAUGCAAAUGAUCCAGAUUCAGAAGCCUUCUCACAACUCAUGUAUUCUAUUACUGAAGGCAAUAUUGGAGAAAAAUUUUCAAUCAAUUCCAAGUCUGGGUGGAUAACUGUACAAAAUACAACUCAGCUAAGAAGCCGGUAUGAAUUGACAAUCAGAGCAUCGGAUGGCAGGUUUUCAACCACUACAUCUGUCAAAAUUAAUGUAAAAGAGAGCAAGGCAAAUCAGCUGAAAUUUACACGAAGUUCCUAUAAUGCUGUGGUCCAGGAAAAUUCCACAGAAGCGAGAACAGUAGCAGUCAUUACUGCUAUAGGAAAUCAAAUAAAUGAACCUUUGUUCUAUCAGAUUCUAAAUCCAAAUAAUCGAUUUAAAAUCAGUUAUACUUCUGGAAUUCUUUCAACCACUGGAAUACCAUUUGACCGCGAGCAACAGGAAUCAUUUGAUAUUGUGGUAGAAGUGACUGCAGAACAUAAUCCAUCCAUAAUUGUACACCUUGUGGUAAAGGUCACUAUAGAAGACAUAAAUGAUAAUGUCCCUGUCUUUGUCAAUCUUCCAUAUUAUGCCACUGUUAAAAUAGAUACUGAAGUUGGUGAAGUGAUUCACUAUGUCACUGCUGUAGACCAUGAUAUUGGUAGAAAUGGUGAAAUACAGUAUUACUUCAAGGAAUACAGUGACCAAUUCCAAAUAGGGGAAACUGGUGAAAUCACACUCAAGAAACAGUUUGAUCCAGAAACACUAAACAAAGAGUAUCGUCUUACUGUGGUAGCCCAGGAUAAAGGAGAACCAAGUUUAUCUGCUGAAGUAACAGUUCCAAUCACUGUGGUAAAUAAAGCCAUGCCAAUAUUUGAAAAAACUUUCUACAGUGCAGAGAUACCUGAAAAUAUCCCAGUCCAUAGUCCAGUGGUUCAUGUGCAAGCAUAUAGUCCAGAAGGACUGAAAGUGUUUUACAGCAUUACAGAUGGUGAUCCUUUUGAUCAAUUUAAUAUCAACUUCAAUACUGGAGUUCUCAAUGUUAUUGCCCCCUUAGAUUUUGAGGCCCAUCCUGCUUACAAAUUGAGCAUCCGGGCUACUGAUUCAUUGACGGGGGCCCAUGCUGAAGUAUUUGUGGAUAUAAUAAUUGAAGACAUCAAUGAUAAUCCUCCUGUCUUCACAGAGCAAAGAUACACUGCCACCAUUUCUGAGGCAUCUAUAAUUGGAACAUCUGUUGUACAUGUCGGGGCCACUGAUGCUGAUUCUGGAGCAAACAGAAAGGUUUCUUACCACUUGGUAGGCAACAUUAGCAAGAACAAUGAUUAUUUUGUUAUAGAUAGUACAGGGCUCAUUCUGAUAGCAAGGAACUUGGAUUUUGAACAAGCUCGACAACACACAUUGUUGAUAAAAGCAAUAGACAGUGGAAUGCCUCCACUGAGCAGUGACGUUGUUGUAACUGUUGAUAUAACAGACCUGAAUGAUAACCCACCAGUGUUUAACCAGCUGCUUUAUGAAGCUAAUAUCAGUGAAUUGGCUCCCCAUGGGCACUUUGUAACAUGUGUAAAAGCCUCCGAUCCAGACAGUUCAGAUUCAGAAAAGCUUAAAUAUUCCAUACUAACAGGCAAUGAUAACAUGCAUUUUGUUAUCGAUAGCAAUACUGGGGUCAUCACUCUUUCAAACAUACAUAAACAGACUCUGAAAUCAGUUUAUCAUCUCAAUAUAUCUGUCUCUGAUGGAGUCUUCAGAAGUUCAGCUCAGGUUCACAUAAAUGUAAUUGGAGCCAAUUUGCAUAGUCCUAUGUUCAGUCAGAAUGAAUAUGAGGUAGAACUAGCUGAAAAUGCUCCAUUGCAUACCCUGGUGACUGAAGUCAAAGCUACAGACAAAGAUACUGGCAGUUAUGGGUCUGUAACAUACCAUAUUAUGAAUGAAUUUGCAAAAGACAGAUUUUAUACUAAUGAGAGGGGGCAAAUAUUUACUUUGGAAAUACUUGAUCGUGAAACUCAAGCUGAAAAGGUCAUCUUUAUUAGGUUCAUGGCUAAGGAUGCUGGGGGAAAAGUGGCAUUCUGCAGCAUCAAUGUCAUACUUACUGAUGUUAAUGAUAAUGCUCCGCUUUUCCGAGCAACUGAGUAUGAAGUUAAUAUUGGGUCCGAUGUUCCAAGAGGUACAUCUAUCAUCAAAGUCUUGGCUUCCGAUGCUGAUGAAGGUUCCAAUGCAGAUAUCACUUACACAAUUGAAGCAGAUUCUGAGCAUGUUCAGGAGAAUUUAGAAAUUAAUCAUUUGACUGGAGUAAUAACCACAAAAGAAAGCUUAAUUGGGUUAGAAAAUCAGUUUCUUACAUUUUUUGUUAGAGCAAUGGAUGGUGGAUCUCCACAAAAGGAUUCUAGUGUCCCCCUAUAUGUUAGAAUACUCUCUCCUGAAAUACGUUUGCCAAAAUUUUCAGAACCAUUUUAUUCUUACAUUCUUUCUGAAGAUACUCCUAUUGGGACUGAAAUUGAUAUUAUACGAGCAGAGCACACCCAUACCUUGUUAUAUAGUCUUGUUAAAGGAUAUACACCUGAAAGAAAUAAAGAUGAUUGUUUUGUGAUAGACAAGCAUAAUGGAAGGCUAAAAGUUGAAAAAACUCUGGAUCAUGAGGUAACUAAAUGGUACCAGUUCUCAGUGCUUGCAUAUUUUAUGAAUGAAAAUUAUAAAGUUGUCUCUUCUGUAGACAUAAGUAUUCAAAUCAAAGAUACAAAUGAUAAUGCACCAAUUUUUGAAGCCAAUCCUUAUGAAGCAUAUUUAGUAGAAAAUAUGCCAGCUGGAUCAAAAGUCAUACGGGUAAAAGCAAUGGACCAGGAUUCUGGGAACAACGGACAAAUUACUUACAAGCUGGAGCCAACCCAGGAUACUGAAAUCCUGGAGUCUUUUGGCAUAAAUCUGGAAACUGGCUGGAUUACCACUCUAAGAGAGCUUGAUCAAGAAAAGCAAGACAAAUACCAAAUUAUUGCGAUGGCGUCUGACCGUGCUGAAAAAAUGCAGUUGUCCUCCACCACUGUUGUGGAAGUUUAUGUAGCUGAUGUGAAUGACAGCCCUCCUCACUUUACUGCAGAGAUUUAUAAAGGAACAGUCAGUGAAGAUGAUCCAGUUGGAGGAGUAGUUGCUAUAAUAAGCACUACGGAUGCUGAUUCAGAAUAUUCUAAUAGACAAGUCAACUAUUUUAUUACUGGAGGUGAUCCAUUGGACCAGUUUGCUGUAGAAAAUAUACAGAAUGAAUGGAAAGUUUAUGUCAAGAAGCCAUUGGACAGAGAAGUAAAAGAUAAUUACCUUCUAAAUAUCACAGCUACUGAUGGGAUGUUUGCUGCUAAAGCAGUGGUAGAAGUAAAAGUCCUUGAUUCAAACGACAACAGCCCAGUUUGUGAAAAGGCCUUGUAUACAGACGCUGUUCCAGAAGAUUCCCCACCAGGCAAAUUCAUCAUUCAAGUCAUGGCCACAGAUGCAGAUAUUCGUUCCAACGCAGAAAUAACUUAUACAUUAUAUGGUGCUGGCGCAGAAGAAUUCAGACUCAGUCCAGACACAGGUGAACUGAAAACAUUAGCAACGCUUGAUCGUGAGCAAAAAUCUAUAUAUUUCCUUAUGGUAAAGGCUUCAGAUGCAGGAGGAAGAUUUUGCCAGUCUGAUAUUAUUCUGAAUAUAGAAGAUAUAAAUGAUAACCCUCCAGAGUUUACAGCAGAAACAUACUCCAUCACAGUGUUUGAAAACACUGAAUUGAACACUUUGCUGACAAGAGUUCAUGCUACUGAUUCAGAUGCAGGUUUAAAUCAGAAGAUUCAUUAUUCCCUGCUAACACAUGUAGAUGGGCAGUUUUCUAUUGAUGAAUCCUCUGGGAUUGUUAAGUUAGAAAAGCCCUUAGACCGGGAGUUACGAGCAGUGUAUCAUUUAAUAUUGAAAGCUGAAGAUGAAGGUUCACCAAGGAAGCUGUCUUCUACUGCUACUCUGGUGGUUUCUGUUUUGGAUAUAAAUGACAAUCCCCCUGUCUUUGAGUAUAAAGAAUACAGUGCAACCAUAUCAGAAAACGCAAUAGUUGGGAUGGAAAUUCUUCAGGUCUAUGCUGCUAGUCGGGAUAUUGAAGCCAAUGCUGAAAUCACGUACUCGAUAGUGAGUGGAAAUGAACAUGGAAAAUUCAGUAUCGAUUCAAAAACAGGUGGAAUUUUUAUUAUUGGAAGCCUUGAUUAUGAAAUUUCCCCUGAGCAUUUUCUGAUGGUGGAAGCCACAGAUGGAGGAACACCUUCGCUAAGUGAUGUUGUAACAGUGAAUAUAAACAUAACUGAUAUCAAUGAUAAUACUCCAGUAUUCAGUCAAGACACUUAUACAGCAGUAAUCAGUGAAGAUGCUGAGGUUGAACAAUCAGUCAUCACAAUUCUUGCAGCUGAUGCUGAUGGGCCUUUGAACAACUGCAUUCGAUACUCUAUUAUAGAUGGCAACCAAGGAAAUCCUUUCACAAUUGAUACUACCUUGGGGGAAAUUAAAGUGGCUAAACCUCUCGACAGAGAGAAAAUUUCAGGUUACACUUUGACAGUUCAAGCAUCAGACAAUGGAUAUCCGCCAAGAAGUAACACAACUACAGUCAAUAUUGAUGUAUCUGAUAUAAAUGAUAAUCCACCCUUAUUUUCAAAGGAGAAUUAUACCAUUAUUAUUCAGGAAAAUAAGCCAAUUGGAUAUAACAUUCAGCAGCUGGUGGUCACAGACAAAGACUCCUCCCAUAAUGGUCCACCAUUUCUUUUCACAAUUCUGAGUGGAAAUGAACUUAAUGCUUUUGAGAUCAACCAACAUGCUGUACUUACAACUGGUAUUCAACUACAGCGCAAAGUGAAGGAUCAUUACGUGCUCCAUAUUAAGGUGGCUGACAGUGGAAGGCCUCAGUUGUCUUCUGUGAGUUAUAUUGACAUUAAAGUCAUUGAGGAAAGUAUCCAUCCUCCUGCAAUCCUGCCCUUAGAAAUCUUCAUCACAAUCUUUGGAGAAGAAUAUGGUGGUGGUGUCAUUGGAAAAGUGCAUGCAACAGACCAAGAUGUUUAUGACACUCUAACAUACAAACUGGAUCCCCAGAUGGAAUCUCUGUUCAGUGUUUCUAGCACUGGAGGGAAACUGAUUGCUCACAAAAAGUUAGAUGUAGGACAAUACCCCCUGAAUGUUACUGUUACAGAUGGAAAGUUUACCACUGCAGCUGUCAUUGCAGUACAUAUCAAACAGGUCACACAAGAAUUGCUGAAUCACAGCAUAACUUUUCAGUUUGGAAACCUUGCCCCAGAGGAAUUCAUUGGUGACUAUUGGCGCAAUUUUCAAAGAGCUUUAAGGACUUCCUUGGGAGUUAGAAGAAAUGAUAUUCAGAUAAUCAGCUUGCAACCUUCCGAUCAUCCAUCAAAUCUUGAUGUACUGCUGUUUGUUGAAAAGGCUGCUAGUUCUCAGCAUUCAACCAGAGCCUUGCUCCACAAAAUAAAUUCCUCUGUGCCUGAUCUUGAAGAGAUCUCAGGUGUCCAAAUUCUUAAAGUUUUUCACAAACUCUGCUUGGGUUUGGAUUGCCCUUGGAAAUUUUGUAAUGAAAAAGUGAUGGUGGAUGAGAAAAUUAUGUCAACUCACAGCACGGCUAGACUGAGUUUUGUCACACCACAUCACCAUAGAAGUGCAGUCUGCCUUUGUAAAGAUGGAAGAUGCCCACUCAUGAACAGUAUUUGUGAAAGAAAUCCAUGCCCUGAAGGUACUGAAUGCUUAGCUGACCUUCAGGAAGAGAAGUACACUUGUGUUUGUGAUGGAAGCACUGCCACCCAGUGCCCUGUUUCAGCAGGACAAGCAGUGACUUUUACUGGAAGCAGUUAUGUGAAGUAUCGCCUCAUAGAAAAUGAAAACAAAGAGGAAAUGAAACUGACGAUGAGGCUCAGAACCUAUUCUACUCAUGCGGUUGUCAUGUAUGCCCGAGGAACUGACUACAGUAUUUUAGAGAUUCACCAUGGGAAACUUCAAUACAAAUUUGACUGUGGAAGCGGUCCUGGAAUUGUGUCUGUGCAGAGCAUUCAAAUUAGUGAUGGCCAGUGGCAUUCAGUGUCUCUUGAAGUGGAUGGAAACUAUGCUAAACUGAUUCUAGAUAGGGUGCACACUGCCUCUGGUAUUGCCCCUGGUACUCUCAGGACACUGAAUUUAGAUAACCAUGUAUUUUUUGGUGGUCACAUUCGACAGCAGAGUAUGAGACAUGGAAGGAGCCCACAGGUUAGCAAUGGCUUCAGAGGCUGUAUGGAUUCCAUUAUACUCAAUGGUCAAGAAUUGCCCCUAAAUAACAAACCUCGGAGUUAUGCUCAAAUGGAAGAAUCUGUGGAUGUAUCUCCUGGAUGUUUACUGACAACUAUGGAGGAUUGUUCAAGCAGUCCAUGCCAGAACGGAGGCAUUUGUAAUCCACUCCCCACUGGAGGUUAUUAUUGUAAGUGUGCAGCUGCAUUUAUGGGUACACACUGUGAAGUAAAUAUCAACCCAUGUGCUUCCAAUCCCUGCCUUUAUGGUGGCACUUGUAUUUCCAUCAAUGAUGAAUUCAUCUGCCAGUGCAGAGGGCUAUAUACAGGUCAGAGGUGUCAGAUUGGUCCAUAUUGCAAAGACAACCCCUGUAAGAAUAGUGGCAAAUGUAUUGAUAGCUUAGAUGGUCCUGUUUGUGAAUGUGAGGCUGGUUUUCAUGGUGAGAGGUGCCUAACUGAUGUUGAUGAAUGCAUAGAAAACCCAUGUCUGAAUGGCGCUCUGUGUGAGAAUACAUAUGGUGCUUAUAACUGUAACUGUAGUCAUGGAUUUGGAGGAAAACAUUGUGUUGAGGUCCUUAAUAAAUAUGUUUCAACUUCCUGGAACAUUGGCUUAGCCGAAGCAAUUGGAAUAAUCAUUUUCAUAGCAACAAUCUUAGUCCUAGUUGGGGUUUUUGUUUUCUGUCGCCGAAUGAUCAGAAAAAAGAGGAAAAGCCAGCCACAACCAGAAGACAAACACCUAGGAACCACAACAGCUUUCUUGCAAAGACCAUACUUUGAUUCCAAACUGAAUAAGAACAUUUAUUCUGACAUUCCACCUCAGGUGCCUGUACGCCCCAUUUCAUAUACUCCAAGCAUUCCAAGUGACUCUAGAAACAACUUGGACAGAAAUUCUUUUGAAGGUUCCACUAUUCCAGAACAUCCAGAGUUUACUACUUUUAACCCUGACUCUGUACAUGGUCAUAGAAAAACAGUGGCUGUUUGCAGUGUAGCUCCUAAUUUGCCACCACCUCCUCCAUCCAAUUCUCCAUCAGACAGUGACUCAAUACAGAAACCCAGCUGGGAUUUUGAUUAUGACACUAAAGUUGUGGAUCUUGAUUCCUGCCUGCCAAAGAAGCCUCUGGAAGAAAAGGAGUCUCAGCCUUACAGUGCUCGGGAAAGUAUGUCCGAGGUCCAGUCCCUCAGCUCGUUCCAGUCAGAAUCAUGUGAUGACAAUGAGUCUUUUGCUGUUCCUGACCUGGGCAAUUCAAGAGGCUAUCACUGGGAUACUUCUGACUGGAUGCCAAAUGUCCAACUGCCUGGCAUACAAGAAUAUCCAAAUUAUGAAGUUGUUGAAGAGACGGCACCUCUGUACACAGAUCCAAAUUCAAUUGAUGCUGACUAUUAUGCUGGAGGUUAUGACAUUGAAAGUGACUUUCCACCUCCACCAGAUGAUUUCCCUGUUCCUGAUGACCUCCCACCCUUGCCACCAGAAUAUAAUGAUCAGUUUGAUUCCGUACAGCAAUCCAGGGACGUAUCUGCUGUAGGUAGCUUAGAGUCUUCGGUGAGGAGCAGGCAAAGAUUCAAUCUCAACCAGUAUCUUCCCCAUCACUACCCUUCAGACAUUUCAGAACCUCAGAACACAAUAAAUGGAAUCCCUACAAAUUUCCAAGAAACUUUUGCUCCUUACACUGUAGGCUACAGCAGAGACCCUGUAGAGAACAUGUCCAUUUCUGCAUAUGCUUCCACAGCUUCAUGCUCCGAUAUGUCAGCAUGCUGUGAAAUGGAGUCUGAGGUAAUGAUGAGUGACUGUGAAAGUGGGGAUGACAGCCAUUUUGAAGAUGUGAUCAUUCCACCACUUGAUCCUCAGCAGCACACAGAAGUCUGAUACUCUUCCUAAAAUAAAAUUUAAAAAGUGCCUGGAUGCUAAUGAACUAAAAAAAAAGAAAAAGGAUUGUAGAGAAUCUUGAAGAGCUUUUUCCCUCCCUGGCAAUGCUUGAGCGCUAUUAUUUCAGUGAACUAAAACUGGCAUGGCUGCAAUGGAAUAUGCAGCUCAUAUUAACCAAUUUUCCAUUUUUUUCCUCCUGCAGUUUCACUAAUCACAGGUCUCCUGUGUAUUUU